Messenger RNA from Spodoptera exigua (beet armyworm), 630 nucleotides. NCBI's taxonomy places the organism in Eukaryota, Metazoa, Arthropoda, Insecta, Lepidoptera, Noctuidae. The record is from the annotation of a GenBank genome assembly.
AUGCUGAGGGCGAGGAAGAGGCAUUUGUUUGGCUUGUUUUGGCUGAUGAUGAUUUUUUUUUUUUUGGUAAUAGGUCGGCAAACGAGCAGACGGAUUACCGGAUGGAAUCCUUUAUGUAGACCACCUCCGCCGCCUAAAUCCGACAAUAAUACAACCGGUGUACCAACAUGUUGCCCGAUAGAUUGUCUUGGAUAUCCACAGAAAUGUUGCGGUUGCAUACCUUUGCUGACUGGAGUUAUUGUCAUAUGCAUCAUGUCUUUUGUGUGGGCAAUAGUAGAACUGAUGCAAUUGAAGACACAAAUGGAUAUAAUAUUUCAUAACAAUGAUGAUUUGUCAAUAUAUUUUAAAUUGGCCUACAUGUUCCUGAUAAUGACUUAUAUAGCAACCUGUGGUAUGUUAACGAUCGGGAUCAGUUCUCGUAGAGUCCAGCUGAUUCAAAUGUAUGUCUUCGUGGCAUGCAUCUUUAACUGCAUAUGUAUAGCUACUAAGCUUGUGACGAUAGCUGUCCAAAUGUUCGAGGGAAGUCUUGGCGAGGAAUCUCUUAUUAUCGCAGGAUUUGCAGGUUUAUGGCACACUUCAUUUUUCUACUACAUAAGCGUUGUAAAUAGCUUCAAAUAUCAGAUUUGUUAG